Messenger RNA from Diatraea saccharalis (sugarcane borer), 2339 nucleotides. The record is from the annotation of a GenBank genome assembly. Lineage: Eukaryota; Metazoa; Arthropoda; Insecta; Lepidoptera; Crambidae.
AGUUCGAAUGACACUUAUUGGACAGUACUAUAGGUACUUUAAAUACAAUGCAAGGUCAUAAUUGUUCUUUUUUUGAUUAUUUUUUAUCGGGUUUGUUAAUAUUGUCAUGAAUUGUUCAUGAAGGAAUAAAUUUAUUAUUAUCAUGAUAAGUUUUCGACGAGAAUGCGAAAUUAAGUUUGACUAAAAUUUGGACUUUAUGGUGAGCUGUUUAAGUUAAAGAGUAGGUAUUAAAGAUUGCUCUUUUCAGACACGAAAUUAACUUUAUGUAGAAUAAUUUAUAAGUACCAAAGUGAAUUUUAAACGGGUUACAAAUGCAAAUUACGAUGACAGAUCUAUGUUAUCGGGUGUUUUACUAACGUAUAAGAUGAAAGUAGGUUUGAGUCAAGAACUUCUAUUUAUUAGAUUAUUAUGACUGUAAUAUGAACAAAACUCAUAAUGAUCAAAUUGAAUGUUAUUUUUCUGCACACAAAAUGUCAAAAGGAAGGAAAUAAUUCACUAAAUAAAUAAAAGGAGCCCCAGAUAACAUUCCUAGAGCAUUUCAAUGUUAACUAGUUUCAUAGGACCAUGUGGAACAAGAAAACUGCAAUUUGUCUUUUGUUAUUAAUAUAAAGUUUAAACGACUUAAUGACAACAUUAUUGUUCUUGAGCUUUCAAAGAGUAAGUUGAAACUUAAUCUGGCAGAUUUUAUUCAUAGAAAUUUUAUAGCACAACAAAGGCUUGAAUCUUUUCAGUAGUUUUGAUAGUUAACCAUUUGAAAUUUGAGAUUUUUUAAUUUUGAUUAAACUUCUAUUUAAUUUGUCAUUAAUUUGACGAAAAUAGCUUGGCAUUUACAUAGUAUUUUUGGGGAUUCUGUACCUCGAAAGGAAAAAACGAAACUCUUAUAGGAUCACUUUGUUGACCGUCUGCGUCGAGGUAUCAAGCUGAAAAUUAUAUCAAAUACUCAGGUCUACUGCCCCUUGGAGCUGUGAAAAAAUCAAACUUCUAAGCCAAUCAAAAGAAACAGUCGUUUAUGCCGCAAGUUUUCGAAAUUCGCAAGUUAAUCAAAACCUACAGUUGGUACGAAGCAACGUCUUAUAGCACAGAUAAAGGAAAAAUUGCAAAAACGUAAAUUUUUAAUUAUAUCGUAUAAAAAUGUUUUUAAUAAAUACCUACUACUAACCACCUACAGGUUUCUACGUGACCCUCUCGGUGCACGAGUCCGACUCGUAUUCAACCGGUUAAGUUAUAAUUAUCACUUUUGUUAUAAGUAGAAUAGACCAUGGCAAUGCGAAAGAUUUUAUAUAAGUAUAACUUAAAAUGCUUAAUUAAUUAGCAAUGUCAGAAGUUCGAUUUACAGCCGGUGUGAUAAUCGUUAGAUAAAAGUUACCUAUUUGUAUUAGUGAUAAGUGAUAACAAAACUAUAAUGUCUUGAUGUACACACGUGAAAUAUCUAAUCACAAGAUCGGUUUGCUUGGAUAAUAUUCGUACCUAGUGCAUGGUCUCCAUGCGGGGUAGGUGUAAAGUAGAGCGCAAACAGGUCGUCGACGGAGGUGGUAGGGGCAGUGUGCGCGGGCGGCUGCGCGUACGGCUGGGGCUGCGCGAGUGGCGGUGGCGGGCCUCCGUAAUGCAGCCCGCUCGGCCCCGCCUCCACCAGCAGCUGCAUCUGUGAUAUAUCCACGAACUCGUCGCCGUCGCCGCGACCGCCCAGCUCCUCGUCCUCCGGGCGACGCAUUGCAAUCACCGAGAGCAUCGCACGAGCGCAUCCCCGCACCGUAAACACCACACCAGCGUGUGCGGCAGCGCACGCACACUCACAUCCACUUCACGCUUCCACGUCACGCACGGCUCCACGGUGCACGGUGGCGCGUGCGCCGCUUUCUACUUAAACAGUAGCCUAACUAACUUAUGUCCUAACGAAAUUGACGCGAUCACAGAAUAUUACAUUUAGGAAAUUACGUAUACACGGCACGGUAAUCACUCGAAGGCUCACGAGUAUCUACUGAUAAAUGAACACAGAUUUUGCACGCGGUGAGUGUCGUCGCGCGGAGAACGCCACAUCCUCGACUGAGGCGCGCUCGAGCGGCGAGGGCGUGCAGCGAGCCGCCCCCGUGCGAGCGCCGCGGCCGGUCGUCGCCCGUCGCGCGCCCUAUCAAUGGACGCCAGCCACCCGGUCGAGGUCGGCGUUCAUUCACGACGGCCGCGUUAAUGGCGUUCGAGUCGAGCGCCGUCGUUCGGCCGGUGGCAGCGGCGGCGUCGCCCACAUGCGCGAGAAAAUGGCGCGGCGUCGCGACGGUAAAGGGAGGCGCGCGAAAAGCGCGGGGCGCACAAGUGUAGUGAUGGCGGUGCGGCGGGCGGCGUGA